GUUACAGGUCAGAGUUGCUGAUGUUGACAGCGUGCUUUUCUGAGACUGGCAGUUACAUGUGAUUGAGGAGAGUGUUUUGUGAAGUAAGGUCGUUUCCGGAGGGGAGAUGCGGAACCUGAAGCUCCAGAAGCUGCUGCGCUGCUCGGAACUGCGAGGCCCCGGUAUCCCGCAAUGCUUCUCCGUGCGGACCGACACCGGUACCGUGCUGGUGGCUUCGGAGUACGGCAUUACCGAGCUGGACCCGCGGUCUGCACAGGUGGUAACCGAGGUGUCCCUGACCGCUGACAGUUAUCUUGCCGAAGAUGGUAGCGGCACUGUUGUGGGGAUUCAGGAUUUACCAGAUCAGGAGUCAGUGUGCGUGGCGACAGCUGCUGGUGAUGUCAUCUUAUACAAUUUCAGUACCAGCCAGCUGGAGUGCGUGGGUAGCGUGGACAGCGGCCUGACGGCCAUGUGCUGGAGCCCUGAUCAGGAGCUGGUGGUCUUCACCACAGGUCAGGAGACCAUCAUCGUCAUGACCAAGGACUUUGAUCCGAUAACGGAGGUAGCGAUCCACCAGGACGACUUUGGGGAGGACAAGUUCAUCACAGUGGGCUGGGGGAAAAAGGAGACCCAGUUCCAUGGAUCAGAGGGCAAGCAGGCUGCUCAGCGCAAGGUUGCAGAGGUUCAGCCCGCUUUGCCCUGGGAUGAUCGUAGGCCCCGGAUCACAUGGAGGGGGGACGGACAGCUCUUUGCCAUCAGUGCCGUGUGCCCACAGACCGGCGUCAGGAAGGUGAGGGUAUGGAACAGGGAGUGUGUGUUACAGUCCACCAGCGAAGCGGUCAACGGCCUGGAGCAGGCGCUGUGCUGGAAACCCUCGGGGAGCCUGAUCGCCUGUACACAGAGACAGCCUAAUAAGCACAGUGUGGUGUUCAUGGAGAAGAAUGGUCUCCUGCAUGGAGACUUCACCCUGCCCUUUGGCAGGGAGCAAGUCAAGGUAAAAGAGCUGCUGUGGAACAGUGACUCCACCGUUCUGGCUGUGUGGAUGGAGGACAUGAAGCCUGGGGAGGACAGCCAGCUCCAGACAUACCUCCAGCUGUGGACAGUGGGGAACUACCACUGGUACCUGAAGCAAAGUAUGAACUUUGGGAGGAGCCUCAUACGGACUCCGGUCUGCGUGAGCUGGGACCUGGAGGUGCCCCUCCGCCUGCACCUGCUGACCCGUGGCUGGCUCAGCUUCACCUAUGACUGGGCCUGGAGUACAGACCGUAGCGUUGGCGAUGACGCCCAUGACGAUGCCAGUGUAGCUGUGAUUGAUGGAGACAAGGUGCUGGUCACCCCCUUCCGCCUGUGCGUGGUGCCUCCACCCAUGUGUGCCUACGAGCUCCAGCUGCCCAGCCCUGUCUCCCAGGUGUCCUUCCUCCACGAGUCCCAAAGGACCAGCAACAUGGCUGUGCUGACGACUGACGGGCGUGUCUGUGUCUACAGCCACGGAACCAGAAUCCAGGAAGGGGAUGCGAGCACAGCAGCAGGGUUCAGGGUGGCAGCCCAGGUGCCAGAGCUGAGGAACACCUACAGCGUUGACCUGGACUGUGAGGACCCCUUAGUGUUCCGAUUGUUCCUGUGGCUGAGAGAGGAUACCUUCCUGGGUGUGGCCUGUGGGGAUUUGCCCUCUCAGUCCCGCCUCCUGGUGCUAGGCCCCUCCCAUGGUGCAGAGGACAGCCUGAAGAUUAGAUGGAGUUCCUGUCUGGAGGGUCAUGUGAUCACGCUGUGCCAGAGCCCCAAGACGGGCUCGGUGGCCUUGCAGCUGGAGGAUGGUCAGGUCCGGAAGCUUCUCUGGGAUUCCCAUGAACCCCGUGUGGCAGAGUGGUGUAACAGCAGCGGAUCGGUGGUCCGCUUCCCCAUUCCCUGUGUGCAGACCACUUUGGGGACCGUCGGAGAGGAGGAGCACUUGCUGGGUCUCACUGACCGGUCUCGCUUCUUCAUUGAUAGCACAGAGGUGGCGUCGAACGUAUCUUCCUUUGUGGUGCAUGAUGUGUUUCUUCUGCUCACCACCCACGCACACACCUGUCGGUGCCUCAAUCUGAGCUCGCUCUCAGUAAAAGGGCUCCAGGAAGCCCUUGGCUGUGACGUUGGACAGAAUGAUGAGACGCUGAGGCGGGUUGAGAGGGGUUCCCGCAUCGUGACUGUGGUUCCUCAAGAUUCCCGUCUGGUUCUGCAGAUGCCUCGAGGGAACUUGGAGACGGUGCACCAUCGAGCGCUGGUCCUGUCACAGGUCAGGAGAUGGUUAGACAGCCUAAAAUUCAAGGAAGCCUUUGAGUGCAUGAGGAAACUGCGGAUCAACCUCAACCUCAUUUACGACCACAAUCCCAAGAUGUUUCUGGAGAACGUGGAGACCUUCCUGAGGCAGAUCGAUUCAGUCAGCCACGUGAACUUGUUCCUCACAGAGCUCAGGGAGGAGGACACCACCAAGACAAUGUACCCCUGUCCAUCCCACACCGCUGGCAUGCCAACUUCAGAAAGGUCUAGAACAAAGGUGGACACGGUGUGUGAUGCUCUUAGGACAACCAUGGAGACUUUAGACCCACACAAAUACUGUUUAUCAAUUUUGACUUCACAUGUAAAGAAGACCGUUCCAGAGCUAGAGAUCGCCCUACAGAAGGUUCAUGAGCUUCGAGUGAAUCCUCCCACAAAACAAGACGCGGUGAGUGCAGAGGAGAGCCUGAAAUACCUGCUCUUCCUGGUCAAUGUGAACGAGCUAUACGAGCACUCGCUGGGCACCUACGACUUCGACCUUGUGCUCAUGGUGGCGGAGAGGUCACAGAAGGACCCGAAGGAGUACCUUCCAUUUCUUAACGCCUUGAAGAAGAUGGAGCCCAACUAUCAGCGAUACUCCAUCGACAUGCACCUGAGAAGAUACGGCAAGGCCCUGCAGCAUGUCAGCAAGUGUGGGGAGCAGCAUUUCCCAGAGUGUCUGAACCUGGUGAAGGACCAGAGGCUGUACAGAGAAGCCAUGCAGCUUUACCCAUUGGACAGCCCCCAGUACAAAGCUGUGAGCUGCGCCUAUGCGGAGCACCUGGUGGAACAGCAGCAGGCGGAGCAGGCGGGGCUGUUGCUAUGGCGAUGCGGAGAGACGCACCGCGCCCUGCAGGCCUUCGUGAGCAGCUGCAGUUGGCGGCAUGCCCUCUGCGUGGCGGCUCAGAUCCCCCUGCCCUCUGACCAGCUGGCCCUGCUAUCUCGUGACCUUGCAGCCAGGUUGAUGGAGCUUCGACGGCACACAGAAGCCUCCCUGCUGCUGGAGCAGUACGCCAAGGACUGUGAGGAGGCCAUCUCUGCUCUGAUUGCCGGGUCGGCGUGGGAGGAGGCGCUCAGGCUGGUUUACAUGUACAACAGACUGGACAUCAUUGAAACGGAUCUGAAACCAGCCAUCCUGGAAGCGCAUGGCCAUCACAUGACCUUCCUGGAGGCCCAGAAGUCCACGUUCCUGAGGCACAAAGCCCGCUUGGCCGUGGUGCGGCAACAGAAGCAGGAGGCCAGACUGGAGCUCCUGGAUGAGGGUGUCCCCGACUGCCCCGAUGCGGAGCUCUUCUCUGAAGCCAGCAGUGUGAUGACGGCCAGUGCUGCCGGCUCCAAGUACUCGCAAAGUAACUCGCGCAUUUCUGCGAGGACGUCGAAGAACCGGCGGAAAGCGGAGCGGAAGAAGCACAGCCUGAAGGAGGGGAGCCCCCUAGAGGACGUGGCAUUGCUCUACGCCUUGACGGAGAUCAUCCAUGCUGUGGAUAAGCUGCGAGAUGAGGUGCACACCCUGCUCAAGGCACUGGUGCUGUUUGGACUGGACCCACAGGCACGGCGUCUGCAGCAGGACUAUGGCGAGGUUCUACUGCUCCUUGAGUCAUCCAUUCCGGCGGUCUGGCCAGAGGACCUACAACAGAGCUCCGCCCCUGUGAUGGGACCUAACUCGACAGCAAACAGCAUUGCGGCCUCGCUCCAGCAGCCAAGACCGUCGCCCGUGGACAUUCAGCAAAAUGCGGAGAUCUGCAUCCCACCAAAGAUGAAAAGCCACGUCCGAUGGGAGCUCAGCGUCCUGAAGUAACUGAACUAUGAAAACCAUUUCAUCAGCAGUACAUCGGUAACACUUGUAUUUUAAAGUUUUAAAUUAAAGUACAUUUUCUUUA
Brienomyrus brachyistius is the source of this 4151-nucleotide messenger RNA. It is a transcript of the gene elp1, whose product is annotated as elongator acetyltransferase complex subunit 1. The record is from RefSeq and is a predicted model, not a curated record. Bases 107 to 4069 code for a protein of 1320 amino acids. Gene Ontology annotation, molecular function: tRNA binding; protein binding. Gene Ontology annotation, biological process: tRNA wobble base 5-methoxycarbonylmethyl-2-thiouridinylation. Gene Ontology annotation, cellular component: elongator holoenzyme complex; cytosol. The transcript has 37 exons. Lineage: Eukaryota; Metazoa; Chordata; Actinopteri; Osteoglossiformes; Mormyridae.